This is a messenger RNA of Mucor velutinosus, 807 nucleotides long. RefSeq lists its product as uncharacterized. Gene Ontology annotation, cellular component: mitochondrial inner membrane. Bases 1 to 807 code for a protein of 268 amino acids. Gene Ontology annotation, biological process: proton transmembrane transport; potassium ion transport. Lineage: Eukaryota; Fungi; Mucoromycota; Mucoromycetes; Mucorales; Mucoraceae. The transcript has 2 exons. The record is from RefSeq and is a predicted model, not a curated record.
AUGCGUCUUUAUGCUAUUCCAAUUGUAAAGAAUCGUUGGGCCUACUACUGUCAUUCCACCAUCCCUUCCACGUCUCGUCUGACGAAAGCUGUGGACUGGUCCAGCAAGAAAUGGGAGUUAUUAGAUAAAGCAGAGCCUGAUAGUUGGAAGAAAAAGCUUUAUAUUCGUGGAAGCAACGUGAUGAAUCAGUUGGAUUAUCAAGAAUGGUUCUUUAAGAGUGUGCCGGGCAAGGAGGAUAUUGAAAAGCCUUUGAAUCAGGUCUUGGUGCAUCAUCCUUCGAUCUUGGACGGAUCUCAACUCGAAUCAGAAUUAAAGGCAUUGCUGAACGAACGAAUUCCGUAUCACAAAAAGUACAUGCGUUAUUCUGCUUAUUGGGUUCCCUUGGCGUGCACCUUUGUCGUCGUACCACUCAUCCCCAAUAUACCACUUGCUUACAACUUGUUUCGUUUGUACAGCCAUUACAAAGCUUGGAAAGGCGCAGAACAUUUGGAGUCCUUGUCGAGUUAUGGCAGUUUGAAGUACGUCAACGACAUACACUUGGACAUAACUUUUGAUAAGAAAUCACUCGUCAGUGCCGAGGACAUUGUGUUUCCUUCUGAAAUCCACGAAGCUUUCCAGAAAUCACCCAACAAGCCUGAUCUGGUGGCCAUGGAGCAAGAUAUAGAAGGCGUUCUGAAUUCAAACAAUAUCAAACAGCUGGUGGAGGAGUUGCAGGUGCCGGGAUUGGAGAUGGAAUUGAAUCGAGCUCGUUUGCAGAUCCUUAAGGCCAUUGCAACUGAACGCUUCAAACACGAAAAGACACAUUAG